Molecule: messenger RNA, 1025 nt
Organism: Selaginella moellendorffii
Lineage: Eukaryota; Viridiplantae; Streptophyta; Lycopodiopsida; Selaginellales; Selaginellaceae
Product: probable protein phosphatase 2C 60
Exons: 1
Coding region: 87-989 (300 amino acids)
Biological process (GO): protein dephosphorylation
Molecular function (GO): protein serine/threonine phosphatase activity
Source: RefSeq, a predicted model, not a curated record
GCUCUCCAAUCUUUUCGCUACAAACUCACUGCCCUUUAUAAAAGGUCUUUCAUAGAAGUAUAUGCAAGAACCCUAAUUUUAAGGACAUGGCGAGCACGGUGAUCAUGCUUGGCUAUGGCGACAUGGAUGCGAGUGAAACGGCCCGCAUGGAGAUGCGAGCCAACACCGAAGGACGCACCACGGAUGGAAGCUUGGAUGAUUUGCGCUGGGGUGCGUGCUCGAUCCAGGGCUGGCCAGAUUACAUGGAAGACAGGUAUGCGAUCUGCGUGGACAACAAGGAUCUCAUCGUGGGGGUCUACGACGGCCACAAGGGCAGCAAAGUUUCCAGUCUCUGCGCAUCGCGCUUGCAUGCCGAGCUCUUGCAAGCUCGAGCUGGAGGACUCCCACUAUCAGAUUCCUUGGUCAAAACCUUCAUGGCGAUAGACGAAAAAGUUGGACAAGACGAGAGUUUGAAGUACGAGGGAAGCACGGCUUUGGUGGUGGUCAUUACCGACGGGAAGAUGGUGGUGGCAAACGCGGGAGAUUGCCGGUGUGUGCUUAGCAGGCAAGGACGAGCUCUGGAGCUAUCCACGGAUCAUCACGGGGAUGUGGGUGAUGAGAGAUCCCGGGUGAUGAGAGCUGGGGGUUAUGUGCAUGGUGACCGUGUCUACCACGGGAGUUUGGAACUGGGAGUGUCCAGGGCCAUUGGGGAUUUUGGCUUCAAGACCAACGCUGGCUUGCGACAAGACGAGCAAGUGGUGAUUGCCAAGCCUGAGGUAAGGGAGGAGGAGAUUGGGGAGAAUGACGAGUUCCUCGUGGUGGCGAGCGAUGGCAUUUGGGGUUCAAGGUCCAGUGAUGAAGUGGUGGACUUUGUGGCGGACAGGCUGAGGAAUGGAGUGGCGAGUUUGUCUGGUAUGUGUAGGGAUCUAGCUGAGAGCUGCCUGGUUUCUGAUAGCAAGCAUUCUUCUUCUAGAGACAACAUGACUGUUGUGAUUGUUCGAUUCAAGUGAGUUAAUAUAUGAUCCAGAGAUCGACUUUUCCUUCAA